AUGGAUAAGAACUGCACCCUGAGUCCAGAAAGGCGUGACAAGAACCCGACGCAAGUCAGGGGUGACUCGAAUAUUGGAAAGAGAGUUCCUGUCUUGACCAAAAAAAUUGAAUCCGCGAGGGAAUAUAGAAGGUUGAAACUACAAGAGGAUUUUUUGGAAAAGGAUCUUGCGUCAACGAUAAAGCGUAUGAAAAUUGACACCGAUAUGAUUCAUGAAAUAACCGAGUACCGGAUAAAAACGCUCGAUGAAAGGCAGCCAAGCUUGCAGAAAUUGGAGUGGACGACCCUCGGUAUUCUGAAUGAGUUAAAAUCGGUGAAAUUGAUGCUUCAGCAAACUGAUCCUUCGGCGAUUCGAAAUCUAGAUAUAAGCGACUUUCGUUUGCGGCUAAUGAGACUGUCAAACCAGAUCGAGGUCUUGAAGGAUGUGGAAAAAAGUCUCGCUAAACUCGGCGAAGAAGAAUCGGCGCUAGAUUCCGAUCAACGAGCAUUCGACAGAAUACUUUUCACCGGAAACACAAACAGAGCUCCGAAACGAACUGGAGAACGGAAGUGCCCGACUCGUACCGGGGUAAACGAUCAGUUCAUUGAGCUCGUUGCUCGCACCGGUCACACGCAAGGAUGGUCCGAAGAUGAUCAUUCCGAGUUUCUCAAGGUAAGGAGGAAGUGCGAUUCGGUUCCGAACCUCGUGACCGAAAUGCGCGCGCGACGAGUUCACCUCACAAACGAGCAAGUGAUAAACCACGAAGCGUGGUACAAGCUGUAUACGGAACUGCGACUGAAACGGAAGAAGGACAUCGCCGAGUGGCGGUCAAGGCGACAGGACCUCAAACCGAAAGCCAACGGGGAAACGGAAGGGAACGAAUCUUCCUCUUUUUCUCAUGAUUGUGCCCCUGCAGGUGGAAAAGAAUCUAUUCCUCGAUGCAGGAGCGCUGACGCAAAAGCGAGUGUUGCAGAAAAGAAGCAGAAAAUCGAAGCAUGGAGGGCAGAAAGAGCGAGGAAGGCUGCGGUGAACGAUGAGCAGAAGAAACGUCUAGAGAUUGAAAAGGCUGAUAAGGAGAGAAGGCGACGGCAGGCGCUGCGAAACGAAGCUAAGACUAAACUUCAAGAGUUCGAUGACCGGGAGACAGCGAGAAAAUCGAGGUCAGAUCCGAACUUACAGAGAAAGGAGAUUCGUACGCACGUGAGGUCCGAAUCACUGAAAUUGUUGAAGUCCUUCAGAGAACAGGAUGAAAAAUUCAUUCGAAAAAGGCUUAGCUCUCUGAAGACUUGGCGACAAAGUUCCGCUAACUCUGUAGCUCCUGAUUCAAGGCCCCUAAAGUCGAACGUCUCCUCGGUCACGACUUUAUUUUUACCAACGAAAGCCUGGGAGCAGAGAUGCAAAUUGGAACAGAAGGCGGACGAAUCCUUUGGCAAAGUCAAUUACAUCAAAGAUAUCCAAAAAUUGUCAGUAGGAACGAAUGACUAGUGAAUUUUGUUUAUUAUUUAUUUAUUUCUUUUUCCCCGUUCUGACUUCAAUUUUAUCCUUUUUUUCAGAGCUCCUCCGCGAUGAAAAUGGUACCGAAGACUUAUAGUAAAUGUGAUACGAUCUGAGAUAACGUAUAUGUAUAUUGCAAUAACCACAUAUGAAAAUUUCAUGUCUUCAGUAUAAAAAUUCUCGUAUUUGUAUAAUAUGUUCACAUAUGUGUUUAUUUUCUCUCAUACGAACGGAACCUUUUUUUCUUUCAUACGAUUUACAUAAUAAGUUAUGAGUAAGUGCGCGUCGAUUCUUAUCCAAAACAGUUUUAGGGUUAUACUGGGUUCCAUAAGAUUUAAUAACUAUGUACCUAUAUCGUGUGGAUAUAACGUAUACAACAAUAAUAAUAAUAAUAAUAAUGAUGAUGAUGACGAUGAUGAUGAUGAAGAUGAUAAUAAUAACAACAACAACAACAACAAUAACAAUAAUAACAACAGUAAAGUAUGCGAUAAAAGGAAAAAAACGCUAAUGAAAAUCACGUAGCAGGUGAAUUGUUGCGGGUAACAUGUUAACGCCGUUUCGACUUUACUCAAAUAUAUAACAUACUUUCUAUUUACCUUUUGUUUAUUUUAUUCAUAUUUUUUCUUUUUAAUUAUGAUUACCAAAUACAAAAACAUAGGUGCUAUGUGAUAAUGUUAUAAUACAAGAGUGUCGUCAUAAUGUUAUAUUGGACACAAUCGCUCUAGUCUGGGCAGCAACAUUCUGUACAACGUAAUGCGAAAACAGCUCAUUCAAAUACUUACGAGUUAGAUUCUUAUCGGUAGAACUAUGUAUAUACAAGUAUGCAUUUUAGCAUAUACGUGUAUAUAAUAGAUUUUUUUUAGAAGUACCUUUUAGAUAACCUUAUUAAAACAAAUUGUGUAUAUAUAUAUGUAUAUAUAUAUAUAUAUAUAUAUAUAUAUAUAAUAUGUAUAAAACGAAGCGAACCGUUCUUCCUCAAGUCUUUUUUUCUGCGCAACUUUUCUCGAGCCAAUUUUUUUUUUUUUUUUAUCUUUUCCUAUCGUGUUUUUUCCUCUUUCGUUUCUUUUCUUUUUCUCUAGUGCGCAAGUCGAUUUAUCUAUGUACACGCUCUGAAAAUGUUUGCAGAAUGGUAGCAGAUUGUUUGCGAUUUUUAAAAAAUAUAAAUAUAUGUAAUAUAAAUCAAGUGAAUAAAAAAUAAAAGUUCUGACUUCUGCGCUUUCUCUUGCAUUUCAAUGGUAAUAAGUCCCUUAUUUUCGUGUAAAAAAAAAUGUUUGUCCAAGUCGAAAGAAAAAUAUUUGGGAUUCCUCCCCCUUCCCGAGUUUUAUAUACGUAUGAAAUUACUGGUAAACAGUUUGGCGUUCAAAAGGAAAAAAAAUAAAGAGACAGAGGAAUAAAUUUGACAAAAUAAUUGGCUUUUGAAGAUCUUUUACUGAUUAUAAAAAUCGACUUGAUUUAAUUUCUCGUUUAAUUAUUAAUUUAUGGUUUUCUUUUUCGGAGAAUCGCAAAUCUAUCGCAUAUAAUAUAUUUAACGUUAAUCUACACACGUACAAAACUUAUUAUACUGAGAAAACAUUGAAACGGAUCAAAUAGCAUUCGUUUAACAAACUGUGCUGCGGUGAUUUUAAUAAUUAUCACGACUGUUAGAGGUCGUUAAAUAUUUGACACCGGAAUGGAUUGUUUAAAUCCAUCAAGAUUUCAAAUACUUUUCGCAAAGCUGCUACCACCGCCGCAUAAUUUGGCACGAAAAUCAAAUAAAAUAACCCUAUAUACGCGAAGUUUUAUGUACACAUAUUACAAAUAACUCUUUAUUUGUUGUAUUAUAUAUCUAUAGAUAAUGCAUUUACUACAUACACUCUUUCUUUAAGAAAUGAGAUUUGCCUAUUAUACACGAGAAUAGUUUUACCCCAUAGUCUCUCAUCGCACAGUUCAGUUCGCAAUUACGAUUUUUAAAUCAGAAAGAGACAGAGACAGCGUGGAUUAUGUGGUGGGCAUGUUUCUUUUUUCGAUUCAUGAAACAAGCUUUCAGUUCAAUAUUUAUAUCCCCACAUUCAGGUUAGUUCUUUCAAAGAAAACCAAUAAGAAUAUUACAAUGUCCCUUUUUUUCGUUUUCAUCAUUUUAUUCGGUAAUUUUCAUAUUUAUUACUAUUAUUAUUGUUGUUAUUAUUACUAUUAUUAUUACUGUUAUUGUUAUUAUUAUUAUUAUUUACAUAAAAAUCUUAUCGAAAUGAAUCUAGUAACGAGACUAUUGUACUUUGGAUCUCGGAGAAAAACUUGGCUCGGAAUAUUCCGUCGAGAUGGUUUUGACGAGGAAAGAAAAAAAAUCUCAAUG
Neodiprion fabricii is the source of this 3802-nucleotide messenger RNA. RefSeq names its product coiled-coil domain-containing protein 112-like. NCBI's taxonomy places the organism in Eukaryota, Metazoa, Arthropoda, Insecta, Hymenoptera, Diprionidae. The record is from RefSeq and is a predicted model, not a curated record. The transcript is spliced from 4 exons. Bases 1 to 1464 code for a protein of 487 amino acids.